AUGGACUCAACAUACAUGGCCCAACCUCAACCGUCGUUUGCAUACUACCCCACGGCGGAUUCGCAACAAAGAUCCCAGCAUUUCACGAGUCAUCCCUCGGACAUGCAGCAAUACUACGGGCAGAUGCAACAGUUCUCCAUGCAACAACAGCAACAGCACUGCGUUCCCGACAAGCAACCCAUCUAUACCACUCAGCCCGUCAUGAACAUGCACCAGAUGGCCACCACCAAUGCCUUCCGGGGUGCCAUGAACAUGACCCCCAUCGCCUCGCCUCAGCCUUCCCACCUCAAGCCUACCAUCGUCGUCCAGCAAGGCUCUCCCGCCCUGAUGCCGCUGGACACGAGGUUCGUUAGCAAUGACUACUAUGCCUUCCCCACGACCCCUCCGCUGUCGACCUCGGGAAGCUCCGUCAGCAGUCCCCCGUCCGCCGGGGGUGCCCUGCAGACUCCCUUGACCGAUAGCUUCUUCACCUUCGAGAAGGUUGAGGGCGUGAAGGAGGGCUGCGAAGGCGAUGUCCAUGCCGAGAUCCUGGCCAAUGCCGACUGGACUCGGUCCGACUCGCCGCCUAUGACACCUGUGUUCAUUCAUCCCCCUUCCUACACGGGCAGCCAGGGCUCUGAUUUCCUCUCGACCAACAGUUCCUGCCCAUCCCUUUCCCCAUCGCCCUCCCCAGACGCCUCCACAUUCAUUGGCCAGUCACAGCCAACCUUCUCGGCGGAGCCAUCCAGCUCGGACUUUUGCGAUCCUCGCCAGCUGACCGUGGAAUCGGCCAUCGCCACAUCUGCCCCGGCCGAGCUUCCUCCAUUGCCCACGCUUUCUUGCGAGGAGGAGGAGCCGAAGGUCGUCUUGGGCAGCGAGACUGUGACUCUCCCACUGAACGAGAACCCUUCUCCUUCGUUCACCGGCUCCACAACUACGGAGGAUCCCCUCAGUGCCUUGCCGACCUUCGAUAGCUUCUCCGAUCUCGACUCGGAGGACGAGUUUGUCAACCACCUGGUGGACUUCCACCCUGGCGGCAACGCUCUCUAUCUGGGCGAGAAGAGACAGCGCCUGAGUACUUACUCGCUAGAUGACGAGGAGUUCUUGAGCGAGCCUGGAUUGGAAGACUCGGAGGACCAGGACCUGGCUCUGUCGGGGCUUUCCUUUGUCGGCGGUUCGGAGAUCACGGGCCUGCAGGGCCAUGCCAGUGAGACCCCUGCCGAGAUGAGAACCAAAAAGAAGACCCCCGCCCGCAAGUCCACCAAGAAGACCUCGUCUUCGGACAGCGAAUCGGAGACGCUGAGCAAGAAGGCCCAGCGGAGUAGCGUGGAGACUCCCUCGACGGAGCAGACGACGCCUGCGUCUUCGGCCACGGAGGCUCCCAGCGGCCAGGAUAUGCCAUCCGCCCCGGUGUCGGUGAACCGCCGCGGUCGCAAGCAGUCUCUGACGGACGACCCGUCCAAGACCUUUGUGUGCACCCUCUGCUCGCGUCGCUUCCGUCGCCAGGAGCACCUCAAGCGGCACUACCGGUCGCUCCACACGCAAGACAAGCCCUUUGAGUGCAACGAGUGUGGCAAGAAGUUCUCGCGCAGCGACAACCUGGCGCAGCACGCCCGCACGCACGCGACGGGCGCGACGGGCAUGGGUGUUUCGGACAACGGUGCCCGGGCAUCGUAUGAAGAGCGCGACGCGAACGGUCUGGGUGCGGUGUUAUACGAGGCGGCCAACGCGGCUGCCACCAAGUCGACAACCAGUGAAUCGUCCGAGUCGGACGCUUUUGUUGACCGACGGCCCGCCAAGAAGCGCAAGCGGGAGGAGAACGCCGCCUAG
Messenger RNA from Aspergillus terreus NIH2624, 1809 nucleotides. It is a transcript of the gene sebA, whose product is annotated as putative C2H2 transcription factor (Seb1). The record is from RefSeq and is a predicted model, not a curated record. Lineage: Eukaryota; Fungi; Ascomycota; Eurotiomycetes; Eurotiales; Aspergillaceae. The transcript has 2 exons. Gene Ontology annotation, molecular function: DNA-binding transcription factor activity, RNA polymerase II-specific; RNA polymerase II cis-regulatory region sequence-specific DNA binding. The coding region runs from base 1 to 1809 and encodes 602 amino acids. Gene Ontology annotation, biological process: regulation of transcription by RNA polymerase II.